AACACUGCUACUUCUUUCUCUCUCCCCCUCUCUCAGAACACUGCCACUCUCUCUGUCACCACCCCCACCACCUUGUCACUACCUCCCAGUUAGAGGAAGUUCACUCCACUUCACUAUUCUUUCUGUCAGACCCUGCAGCAGCACGUUGAACACUGAGCCAGUGUGACGGAAAUUAAGGGAACCUUUUGUGUAUCGCUGAAAAGAGGAACCUUUCUGUGAGGGAAAAGAUACCAGGCCGUGGCCCCGCCAUGCAUGUGAGACAUGACCAACAAGGCAGCCUGAGAUAGCUCGAGCAGCCCCCCGAGCAGCAUGGAGCCUAUAGGCAGCUGCGCCCCCUUGGCCUCAGAGUCGGACAUCUACCGCAGUGUCCAGGCCGUGCUCAGGGAGCUGGAGAGCCAGCUCCCCUCCUCUGUGAACAAUAAAGGGAUGCUAAGAUGGACGCUGCACAAGAAGGUUCGGAACAAUCCUGCCAACAGUCUCAUUCUGGUGAGAGUCGUCGUCAAGGAGCUGGAAAGGGCUGAGAGGGUAGACUGUCGGACACACAUCAUCCCCCUGCUCCACACACUCAUCUAUGCUGUCAUCCAGUCAGCCUACCUUCCUGACGACCUGUACAAGCGGGUGUAUGACUUCUGUAAGAGGCUGCUUACCCUCCCCCAGCCCUACUGUACUGUAGGCCUCAGCUACACCAGACGCAUGAAGACAGAACGCUACACGCCAGGAGUGCUGUAUCAGAGGAUGGUGGUUGCAGAGCAGAGCCUGAAGAAUGACUACCAUCCCUUUCAGGAGAGGGUGUUUGUGUUCGCCGAUCCGGCGGUCUUCUCCGGCCCCCACGGUGAGGCGCUGAGGGGGGACAUCGAGGCCUCGGGGUCAGGGGGGUAUCUGAAUCCCCUUGACCACAUGCGGAGCGUGGUCCAACACUCCAUCCAGGCUGCUCUUAGGAGGGAGCUGUGCCACGGUCCUAAACUGGCACAGGCACUGAAGGUGUGUGUUGGUCGCGCUGGUGGUUGUGUUGACAUUGAGUUUCGCUAUGACGUUCUUUCUCUAUAA
Salvelinus sp. IW2-2015 is the source of this 1047-nucleotide messenger RNA. The record is from RefSeq and is a predicted model, not a curated record. NCBI's taxonomy places the organism in Eukaryota, Metazoa, Chordata, Actinopteri, Salmoniformes, Salmonidae.